Molecule: messenger RNA, 4846 nt
Organism: Empidonax traillii (willow flycatcher)
Lineage: Eukaryota; Metazoa; Chordata; Aves; Passeriformes; Tyrannidae
Gene: GPR143
Product: G protein-coupled receptor 143
Exons: 9
Coding region: 3327-4505 (392 amino acids)
Biological process (GO): melanosome organization; regulation of calcium-mediated signaling; G protein-coupled receptor signaling pathway
Cellular component (GO): plasma membrane; melanosome membrane
Molecular function (GO): L-DOPA binding; L-DOPA receptor activity; dopamine binding
Source: RefSeq, a predicted model, not a curated record
CCGCGGUAUUGUCUCACGCCGAGGCCAGAGCCCGGCGGCGGGGGGGCGGCUCCAACUUGUGGCAACUUGGCGGCGGGGCAAACGCCGCCGAGCAGCGCGGGGCGCCGGGCGGGGAGAGGGGCCCCCGCCUCCCUCUCGCCCCGAAAAGAGGACGAAACUCGCGUUCCGCCCGCUCGGCCCUCCCCGGGAGCGGCAGCCCCACGGCGCGAUCCCCUGGACGAGGAGGAACAGAUGCAGGGCGAGGUGGGGGAGCAGUCCCGGACCGACCGCCAGACAAAGGCGGCUGCGACAAGCUUUUAUCCUCUCAUUUUCAUAACCACAAGAAGACAGUUUAAUCUCAAGUGUAAGACUGCAAAACCAGCUUUGAAUUUCUUUGAUUGUUAUUACUGUAUAUUUUGACACCAGCAACAAGAACCAGAGACUAGCUAGAUCUUACCAGCUGAGAUAAUUAGUUUGGCAGAUCCAUCGCCCAUUCAGCCUCAAAUGUUGGCAUGUUUUAGGCACCUCUGCUUGUAUCAUGGUGAGUAUCCAUUCAUUUAUGAGUUACUUUGUUUUCUAUUUUUCAUUAGGUAUACUAGAGGUCAUAUGCUUUGCUUCCAAUAAAAAACACUUACUCCCUGUGUAAGUAAUUGUGUAAUCAAAUCCUCAGAGGUUACAGGAGGGAAGGGACCCAGAAGAGGUUAAAAAACAAUCCUUCACUCAGAGAAGUAAAGCAGUGAAAGUAGGGUGCAGAGCUGGCAAAACUGGGGAGAGUAAUGAAGAGAAGGAUAAAAAAUUAGUCUCCAGAGUAUUAGAGUACAGUUGAGGAAUGAAAGUAGUUUUGAAGUGCCUGGAAAAAAAGGCAAGGAGAAGUUACAAUAAUAAGUGGUAAAUCCAUGUGGGCAAACUAGAUGAUCACGGUCAAGAUCAGUGAAAACAAAUGAUAAGCAGAAAAAGCAAAACACACAAAACAUUCCGAUCUGUAAGCCAGAACAAACAGUCAGGGUAACAACUUGACAUGCUUUUCAAAUUUUUGAAGGAAAGAAAAUGUCAACAUAAAUAGUGAGGGGAGCAAUUGUAGAACCUGAUAGUGGAAAUUAAAGGCUUCUAUUAAUCAGUGUCCAUUUCUGUCUAAUAAUUUAAAGUUUUGCUGUAAGGCAAGCAAUGUAAAUUUCCCUUCAAAUGAGAGCAAACAUAAUUUAUUCUAAUUUAUAUGUAUUUGAAUUGUAUAUAUGGCAUAUGAUGGCUUUAUUUUAACUAAUAAUCUGUCUCUGUGGAUGGUAAUGUCUGUUCUUUAGUAGCCGGGUAGAUUUCAACGCAGUAGCUUGACUGAAAUGUGGCAACCCCACACACUGCUGCCCUAGCGGAGGAGUCUGAGGAGUCCCAAACUUGUACUGACAACAGAGCCUUGUAUUGACUACCUGGAGCAGGGCAAUCUGAUUUUGCAACUUUGCUGUCGCCAAUAGAUUUUUGUAUACAUAGUAGCAACAAAAAAUAGGAUUGCAACAUCAAGGUCACUCCUCACCCAUGGAGCAGGGAAAUCUCUUUAUGCUUUAAAGGAGCAAAAACAUCCAGAAAAAACAUUCAGCUCAGCUGCCUGGGUUUUAGAGUCUUUGAUGGUCUGUAUGCGUAAGUUCCCAGUAUGGUCACAGGAGCCUACUCAGCUCACUCUGUGCAUUUAUUUUCAGAAGAGCUGAACAGCUCUCUAGACAAAGUCUAGACAGUAAGCUUGGCUGCCUAAGACCUCAGUUGACUAUAAUGGGAGUUCAGACACCUUGCUGACGAAUGGACAUCCGUGUGUAGGAGUCUGAAUUUGCAAGCUGACAUCCUGCUCUUUGAGUGUCGUAGCCCAGGCAGAGUGCUGGGGAGUCUCCUGGAACAGGCUGGGUGGACACCCAUCAGGUCUGGCAGCUUCAGCUCCAGCUGUCGACCAAGCCCUGCUCCCCUGUCUGGCACCUGGAGGCUGCACAGCCCCCGCCAGCAGUCAGCAGGCUGAUGAGCUUGGUGGGGUUUGUUCCUUUGCUCGGAUCAAGUGUAAAAGGUAUUUUCCCUAAUGAAGAAAGCAGCAGGUACCAUUUUACCCAGGACUGGUGGCUGUUUUCUCUACUGAGGGCAAACACGCUGGCUGAAACCUCUGUGUUUUUAAGCACUACACACAAAACAUGCCACUGUCAUUCACUAGCCCCUUGUAAUUUCUGCUAAAAUAUUAAGCUGGACCACUGGGAAAAAAAAAAGUAAAUAAAAGGUUAGGUAAAUUUUUCUUAUGGGGACUAAUUAUAAAAUCCAUGACUAUGUUAAUAAACAAGCUGUUGACUUCAAGUAUGUUGGCAAUGCUCCCUCCUGUAUUUCCUGAAUGUGUUCCAAUAAACAAGUUUACUGGAAGGAUGAGGGCUGAUACAGGGAGUCUGAAGCUUACCUAAGAGGGGAGAAUUACUUUUUGUGUUUAUAAUUGUGAGUAUUUGCUGCUGUGUCUAACAGUGCAUGUCUUAAAAGAUAUUGUCUAGCUUAUAAAGUAAAAACAAAUGUUGCAGAUCAAAAUCCUGUUUUCAUAUAAAACCCUUACCAAAUUAAAAAAAAAAAAAGAAAAAAAAGAAAAGAUAAAAAUGUUAUUGAGAAAUUCUAUGUCCUGGAAUUUUCCAUGUCAAGCUGAUCCAAUGCAGACAGAACAGACUAAAGAGAGGAUUUUUUUUCUGUGCUUGCCAUUUAAAUAGGGUGAGGUUAAUAUUUUUUCCCAAUUGCAAUCUCCUUCUGUAGUGAUAGGGUAUGUUUCUAAUUUUAUUUACAGAGGUGGGUGGGUUGGAUCACUAAAACUAGGAUUUUGGUUAGUAUGUGGAUUUAUAUCCCUGCUCCUCUCUGUAAAGACUGGGGCUGCUUGUAUCCAGACUCAUCUUUUCAAUUAAUUUGCAGUAAUUAAAGGGUGCUGUGUGGGAUGGGGCUAAAGAGAAACACAAUUAAAAUCUAAUGCUUUUACUUUGGUAACUGCAUCCUUAUUUAUUUUAAACCAUCUUCAACGCUCUGACGAGUUUAAGUCUUCCUGUAUCACAUACUGUGCAAACAGAAAUAUGUGAGUGAACUGUUGCCAAUGGCUCUGAGCAAGCAUGGGGCAUGUUUCAGAUUACACUGUGUUUUCUUGUUCGGAUCUGAUCUCCUUGCUAGGAGAGGCUGAGAAAGGCAGCUCUGGGGGAUUUACUUCUAGCAACAGCAGCAGCAGCAGCACAUGAUCCAUCAAUCGCGUGAUUCUCAUCACCAAGGACUAAUGGGGAGGGUGAAGAAAAAGUAAAUGCUGCCUUGGGUAAGCAACAGCAUUUUCUUCUGCUCCUGGGGCCCCUCUACUAGCCAGGCAUUUCAUGGCUUCUCCAAGGUUAGAAACCUACUGCUGCCCUAACAGGGAUGCAGCUACACAGCUAGUGAUGAACUUCCAGCCUGAAGUCUUCUGCGGAGUUUGCAUUGGCAGUGCCUCCAUCAGUCUGACACUGACCAUCCUGCAGCUUCUGCCAAAGAAAGGGCAGAGCCCACGGAAGAUGCCCAAAGCCUCCUCCUCUUCCACCAUCCUUCUCCUUAUCUCCAUUUGUGACAUCCUCGGAGGCUUAGGUAUGAUCUUUAGGUCAAGUGUAUGGCUGGGCUUCCCAGGCUUCAUAGCUAACAUUUCUGUGGUGAACGGGACUGAUGUGUGGCCUUCCACUUUCUGUGUGGGGAGUGCGAUGUGGAUCCAGCUGUUAUAUAGCGCUGGCUUCUGGUGGUUGUUUUGCUAUGCUGUUGAUUCUUACUUGGUGGUGAGAAGAUCGGCUGGACUGAGUACAAUUGUGCUGUACCACAUGAUGACGUGGGGCCUUGCAGUGCUGCUUUGCGUGGAGGGGAUUGCACUGCUUUACUACCCCUCUAUCUCCAGCUGUGAAAAUGGCUUGGAACAUGCAAUCCCACAUUAUGUCACAACCUAUGCCCCACUCCUGCUAGUGAUGGUGGUCAACCCAAUCCUGUUUAGGAGGACAGUAUCAGCAGUUGCCUCCUUACUGAAAGGAAGACAAGGGAUUUAUACGGAGAAUGAAAGACGUCUGGGAACAGAGAUCCAGAUGCGCUUCUUCAAAAUUAUGCUGGUAUUUGUUAUUUGUUGGUCAUCCAAUAUCAUCAAUGAGACCCUUUUGUUCUACCUUGAAAUGCAGCCAGAUAUCAAUGAAAUGCCCCUGAAAAACAUCAGAAGUGCUGCACUGAUCACAUGGAUUAUAAUGGGGGUUCUUAAUCCAAUGCAAGGCUUUCUUUUCACGUUAGCUUUCUAUGGGUGGACAGGAUGGAAAGUGGACCUGAAAUGGCGAAAAAGAGAAAUACCCUGGGAAUCUAUGUCCUCAUCGACUGCGGGGGAAAAUGCCUAUCCCUCACCAGUGAACUAUCAAAGCAAUAUCCAUGAUUCGAAGAAGAUAUCGACAACUGACAGCCAGCAGACUGAUGAGGCUAUAAGCAUGUUGUCUGAAGGUAACACUAGCAGUGAUGAGAGAUUAACCAGAAGCUCUCCCAUCUACCAGGGCUGGUAGUUUUAGGUGCCGAGCUGGCUCCAACUUUUCACAUUGUCAGUACUCAUAAAACCAUGUCAAUGUGUGAAUCAUUGCAUACUCUGGAAUUGGGUUUGUGCUCAGUGGCUUGAUGUUAUUUCCUAUAACUUGUGAGAGUGUGUGAAAGAGCAUGUAAGACAGAGAGGUAAGGUUUAUGUCUUCAUUUGCCUUCUAGGACACAUAUAAAAAGGUAUAAAGACUUGAUCCUUUUUCAGCAGGAGCAUAUCUCUGCAAAGAUAUGUUUCUUACAAUUAAUUUUCAUCCAUUUUGUUUUAAUCUCUCUUGUAACCUCCAUCCAGUAAAAGACUCUUUUGUUUAAAUAA